UAGGCUCAAAGACAAAUACACAAUUCGUCCAUCAAUGAUACUAUAUUCUCUUGUCUCUGAAAACCUCAGUGAGCACGAAUAAUUGAAAAUCAGCAACCAGAAAGAUAAUAAUCCAAUCAGAUCCGUGCAGAGAACAAAUCCGUGAUCCACGUGGGAUGGGCUUAUAAUUGAUUCUAGAAUCCGCGAGAAGGGUUCUUCUCUGUUGCUAGACAUAAGGCAUUAACAACAAAUAAGCUCUUCCUGGUAGUCAUCACCAGUUAUCAGCUUACGGUUACGAUAGCGAGAGACAUUUCGAUAUUAGAGUACUUCGAGGAGAUGAAAAGGACAUAUCAAAAUGAGUUGGUCGACUGCUCCUCGACUAAGAGGGCCUUUGCGGCAAGCUCUCAGUCGCAGGGAAAGCGAUACAUAAUAACCUCUGCCGCUGUUAGGAACUGCUUGUACGAAAGAAAACAACUGGUGUUCAUCGACGCAAACAAACUACUAAGACUGAAUUUUGAGGGCUUUAACAAGCAAUUAUUGUGUCUUCUCUGUAAGAAAGACUAUUCAGAACCUUGUCCCUUACAUGGUUUGGGCCAUGCGAUCGUAGACAACAAACGUCUGCAGGGGAGCAGAGCUAUGAAGUCACUCCCACCGGAAGUGAGUUUGUGCAGAUCAAGUAUCCCUGGGACCGGGUUAGGAGUUUGUACUAGAAAACACAUUCCUGCUGGCACCUGUAUUGGGCCAUUUGAGGGCAGGAGAAUCCGACCAGAGGAGGUCAAACCGGGCAUGGAUACGUCGUAUAUGUGGGAGAUUUUUGACGGCAGCAAGUUAACUUGUUUCAUUGACGGCAGUGAUGAAGAGACAUCAAGCUGGAUGCGUUUUAUCCAGUGCGCACGCUCAAAAGUUGAACAAAACCUCUAUGCGUUUCAGUACAAGGGCGAAGUUUAUUAUCGUGCAUUCAAAGACGUUGCUGUUGGUAAAGAGCUUCUUGUGUGGUAUGAUGAACGAUAUGUACAGCAUUUUGGAAUACCUUUUGGAUAUCAGAGCAUGUCCUUCGUCAAAGAUUUUGAAGAUGCUCGGCCAAUGGUAAAAGAGCAGACAGGGGAUAACAAAUCUGCGCAGCAGAAACCUGUGUGUGCUCCUGCUAGUUUACUUCCCAGACAAUUAUCAUCUGACAGCGAUGUAGAUGGUCAGCGAUCCUCUUCUAACAGUGACGUAGAAAGUGACGUCAGUGACCCUGGAAAUACAUUAGUGCCCUUUCCCAAAAAAUCUCCAGAAAGGGAAUUUACUUCCUGGCGGUGCCAGCAGUGUCGCAAGACUUUUACUCAGCGGGUGGCCCUACAACUUCAUGUCUGCCCAUGCCAACCAUCCAAGCCUUACCAGUGUGGCCAGUGCAGCCUAGCUUUUUGCAAUUCUUCUCAGCUCCGUGCGCAUGUCACGUCGCAUUCAAGUGAAAAACCAUUUAAAUGCGGCUUCUGUUCGCGCGCUUUUGUCGGCGCGACAACACUAAACAAUCACAUUAAAUCUCACUUCGGGCAGAAGCCUUUUGGCUGUGACAAGUGCGGAAAAACGUUUUCUCAGCCUGGACUUUUAUCCAAGCACCAAAGAAAUCCCCGCGAAUGCAAAAGCGACGUAUCCCCUCCAACCGUCAAUAGCACGAGAAAAAUGAACGAACCUUUUGGAGGAAAGAGCGUAAGCAGUGUGUAUCAGCCCGUGACUAAGAAAGUGAAGCUCACGCCUCCUUCAUCCAAAAGCGCACCGGUUUCAAACUUGAAACAGUUAUCUUUUACUAUGGCUGAUGUACAGAAGUGCCUUUUUAACGUAUCUACUGUCCAUCCAAUUCACAGCCGUGAAGCCUUAGGAAAGAAAGAUGGAGUUGGUUGUUUUUGGUGUGAUGCAAGCGCAACAGACCCAAGCUUUAACUGCCCGCAUCAUAAACAUGAAACCACUGCCACGAAGCAGACAAGACAAUUGCCUCUCGCUUUAAGAUCAUUUCCGCCGGAGGUUGGCUUGUGUGUAUCCAGCAUUCCUGGGGAAGGAUAUGGAGUCUGUGCUAAGCAAAAAAUUCCUAUCGGGGCAUGGAUUGGUCCCUAUGAAGGAAAGUUUGUGAAACCUGAGGAAAUUUCUUCGACUUCCAACACUUCUUACAUGUGGGAGAUUUUUAAAGACGGUAAACUGGCGGGCUUUGUGGAUGGUAGUGAUGAAGAGUAUUCCAGCUGGAUGCGGUUCAUCCGCUGUGCUCGUCACAAAGGGGAACAAAACCUGUUUGCCUUCCAGUACUUGGGCAAGGUCUACUAUCGUUCAUUCAAGACCAUCCAGCCCGGACAAGAAAUGCUGGUGUGGUACGAUGACAAAUAUCCUCAGUACCUUGGCGUUCCAAGCUCAAUCUUUGAUUUGGGUUCUCUUACAGUCAAUGGAAAGUCAAACAAUUCGGAUGCAGCAGAAAUUGUACGCUUGCCGUCCGAAACCUUGACACAAAAUCAGUAUCCCCCUACCCCUCCCAGCUCAGUUCCUUCUCCUGGAAGCCCACAAUCACCAAACAGCCAGCCAAUCAGCCCUCGCCAACACUCACCUUCCAUGCCAAUCGGUGGAGAGCCUUUGAAUGGUUUUCAGACGGAAGUGUCCUCCGCCUUCGACUUUUCCUCUGUCACUGCAGCCAACUCGUCCAAUCCACUUCCAUCGCCAGAAAGCGAGAGGAGCAAUCCUCCCUCACCCACUUCUUAUGAAGACGGGCAAAACAACGCCACUAAAAUCAAUCAGCCCGCGUUUAGUAGCAUCACAGAACUAAGUUUGUGGAAAUGCGGCCAGUGCAAAAAGUCCUUCCCUCAAAGAACCAUGCUCCAAGUUCAUGUGUGCAAUGAAGCCCCAAAGAAGCCAUACCAGUGCGGCCACUGUUCACUUAGCUUCGCCCACCCAGCUCAGCUGCGCGCUCACGCUGUCAUUCACGCCAGUAAGAAACCAUUCAAGUGCGGAUACUGUUCACGUGCGUUCGCUGGGGCGACCACAUUGAACAACCACAUCAGAACGCACACCGGUGAACGCCCCUUUGUUUGCGACAAGUGCGGAAAGAACUUUACGCAAGGAUCACAACUUAGCAGACAUCAGAGAAUACCUGGAGACUGUGUGGCACGAGCGUGAAAGGAAUGGAAACAAUUAACCUUCAUCUGAUAGUUUUUAAAACUUUGAGUGCUCCUUAGGAAAGCUCAUGGCUCAGAUCUCAGAUCUAACUGUUUGUUGUGGCAAAGUUUGUAGAUUUUUAUACGAUUCAUUCAAAACGGAAAACACAAGUGAUUCAUUCGGGAAAGUGCGUGGAGACGAAACUUAAGAACUAAAGCAACUUCGAGUUUUAUGUCUAAGAAACGUAGAAAGUCGUAAUUGUAAUUACUUGUCGUAAAAAUGUAAAUAUCCAGAGCGUUUCACUGCGUGACAUAAAUGUUACCACUUUUACUAGUAAGAUGAAAAAUUGUACAUACGGAUGGACAUUUUGAGAAGUUGUUGCUCGAAUUAAUUGACUUUUGAAAAUAAAAGGCUUCAUCUGACCCAAA
This is a messenger RNA of Pocillopora damicornis (cauliflower coral), 3524 nucleotides long. Its product is annotated as putative histone-lysine N-methyltransferase PRDM6. The record is from RefSeq and is a predicted model, not a curated record. Gene Ontology annotation, molecular function: histone methyltransferase activity; protein binding. Gene Ontology annotation, cellular component: nucleus. Gene Ontology annotation, biological process: regulation of gene expression. NCBI's taxonomy places the organism in Eukaryota, Metazoa, Cnidaria, Anthozoa, Scleractinia, Pocilloporidae.